AUGGAGACGACCAAUGACUCCUUUGAUCUAAUCGGUACAACUGCAACUGCACCUGAUAUUGGCAAUGAUAUUGGGCUGAUAGACAGUUUGAACCACCGAAAUGUACACAAAGCAUCCUGUGUGAGUCUAUGUGUGUCCCUGAUUCGCGCCACCACCCUGGCUUUUGUGCUCGGUGUGCUCGGGAAUGGAGUGGUUAUCUGGGUGACCAGGUUCAAGAUGAAGAAAACUGUUAACACAGUUUGGUUCCUCAACCUUGCUGUGGAUGACUUCCUCUUCACUGCAUUUUUGCCCCUGAGUGUGACUUACACAGCUUUGGAUUUCCACUGGCCUUUUGGCAACUUCAUGUGCAAGCUGAACACCACCAUCAGCUUUCUGAACAUGUUUGCCAGUGUCUACAUUCUGGUGGUGAUCAGUGUGGACAGAUGUGUGUCUGUGGUGUGGCCCGUCUGGGCUCAGAACCACCGAAAUGUACGCAGAGUAUCCUGUGUGAGUCUGUGUGUUUGGGUGGUGGCUUUGAUUCUCAGUGCUCCAUACUUCAUCUUCAGGGACGUCGGACCAUCGUACCACAAUAAGGAUAUCAUCAACUGCUUCAACAACUAUGCUCUUUCUGGUGACGAGGACACAUAUAAUGAGACUCAUCAGGCCAUGAUUAUCACGCGUUUCCUACUGGGAUUUGUUGUGCCCUUUACUGUCAUUGUCUUGUGUUAUGCUGUUAUAAUCCAUCGUCUCAGAAGAAACCGCACACUGGCCAAUCAGUCAAGUCGCCCCUUUAACAUCAUUGCUGCCAUUAUCAUCACUUUCUUUCUGUGCUGGGCUCCCUUUCACAUCAUGGGUCUAAUUGAGAUGGCAAAUCACAUGCCAGAAUAUUCAAGUGAGAUAUUAGAUGAUAUCACCAUAAUUGGGUUACCAAUAGCCACCAGUAUGGCCUUUCUCAACAGCUGCCUGAAUCCACUGCUGUAUGUGUUCAUGGGCCAGGAUUUUAAGAGUCAAGUCCACAAAUCUAUCCACAACAUCUUGGAGACUGCCUUCCAGGAAGAAGAGAAACGCUCUUAUAUCUAUACAAAUGCAACCACUCAGAACAAUAAGAAGUUAGAGUCUGACACACAGUUGUAA
Messenger RNA from Haplochromis burtoni (Burton's mouthbrooder), 1113 nucleotides. RefSeq names its product chemokine-like receptor 1. Gene Ontology annotation, molecular function: G protein-coupled receptor activity; complement receptor activity. The transcript has 3 exons. The record is from RefSeq and is a predicted model, not a curated record. The coding region runs from base 1 to 1113 and encodes 370 amino acids. Gene Ontology annotation, cellular component: plasma membrane. Gene Ontology annotation, biological process: positive regulation of cytosolic calcium ion concentration; complement receptor mediated signaling pathway; inflammatory response. NCBI's taxonomy places the organism in Eukaryota, Metazoa, Chordata, Actinopteri, Cichliformes, Cichlidae.